This is a messenger RNA of Aspergillus piperis CBS 112811, 4853 nucleotides long. RefSeq names its product acetyl-CoA synthetase-like protein. Gene Ontology annotation, molecular function: phosphopantetheine binding; medium-chain fatty acid-CoA ligase activity. The transcript has 4 exons. Gene Ontology annotation, biological process: fatty acid metabolic process. NCBI's taxonomy places the organism in Eukaryota, Fungi, Ascomycota, Eurotiomycetes, Eurotiales, Aspergillaceae. The record is from RefSeq and is a predicted model, not a curated record. The coding region runs from base 1 to 4749 and encodes 1582 amino acids.
AUGUUGAGCCAGUGCCCUAGCAGGAGCAAAGUAGAAGAUGAUUCUCGAGAGCUGCAUCGCUCAUCACCAGAAAUCGCAUUUCGCCAGCUUCUGGAGCCGGUAUACCGGGAGAAACAACCGUGGCUAUUCCAGGAUCUGCUGCGGCGCUACCAAAAGCUCUGGAAAGAGCUGCCAGAGAUAGCCAAAGAUGGCCGCUCCCCGGACUGGGUGAUGACGAUCGACCGAGUUCAGCAACGAGUCAAGUCUGUUAUGCCGCAAAUGGUAGACUUCAUAUCGUGGGAUUGUCGACAGCCAGCACUCCUGGACCCCCGGUCAGGCCGCGACAUAUCGCACGCAAAGGUGCGGCAGUUCAUAGAGAGGUUCGAUCUCAAUCUACCAGAAUCGACUGCGGGGAAGCCGCGAGUCGCUGUCAUCCUCCCCAAUGGGCCUAUCCUGGCACUGGCCUUGCUUGCUGUAGCAAACCGCUAUACCCUGAUACCGAUGGCAAAAACAGCUGUCCCAGAGGAAAUAAUGACUGACCUUGACGCAGUCCGUGCAGACGCAGUUCUAAUGCUCGAGGAUGAUGUGCAACGCCUGCAGACAUGGCUGAAGCUGCUCGUCUUCACUGUUCAACCUCAGAAUGACUUGACAUUUUGUGUCACUUGCAUAAACAGCUCAACCGUAAAGUGUGGAGCCCAGCACGCCCCAAACGGCCCGGAUGAUCUCGCCAUUAUCCUGGCAACGAGUGGGACUAGUGGCACCAAGAAGUUGGUUCCAAUCACGUUGUUCAAUCUCCUAGUCAGUACAACCUUCACAAUGGAUAGUCUGGGAUUGGAUACUGAGUCCCGCUGUCUGAAUAUGAUGCCGCUCCAUCAUGUUGGUGGUAUGAUACGUAGCUUGUGGGCUUCCCUUGUGGCGGGAGGCAUGACAAUCUGUUGCUCGCAAUUUGAUCCGAACCUCUUCUGGGAUGUGGUUGAGAAGUAUCACCCAACGUGGUACUACGCGGCACCAACAAUGCAUGAGAUGAUAGUAGCUGAAGCUGCGCAUCGAGCUGAUGCCGUUAAGAAUAGUACCAUUACAUCCAUCUGCAACGCAGCAGCCGCAUUGCCCCCGAAUGUUGCACAGCAGCUUCAGGAAAUCUUUCAAUGCCCAGUGUCACCCAGCUAUGCGAUGACUGAGUGUUUACCCAUAACUGCCCCGCCUCAAAGUAACAGUUUCAAUCGUCCUGAAAGCUCAGGGUUGGCUGUGGGCCCAGAGCUGGCUAUUUUCGACAGUCAACAUCCGCAGCAGCGUGCCUCUACUGGCUCAGUAGGCCGAAUCUGUGUGCGAGGCCUGCCCGUAUUCCCGGGUUACCUUAACAGUGAUGGGCUGGACCGGAAUUCAUUCAGCCCAGCAGGGUGGUUUGAUACAGGCGAUCUCGGACAUAUUGAUGAGGACGGGUGGCUCUAUAUCACAGGACGGACAAAAGAAGUCAUUAAUCGCGGAGGAGAGACGAUCUCUCCUGUGGAGGUCGAGGAUGCAAUCAUGUCGGCUGCCAGAGACAAGUCUUCUAGUCUUUUCGGCCGUAUCAAGGCAGCUCUGGCAUUUCCUGCUCCCCAUGAUGUCCUUCAAGAGGUCGUCGGGGUGGCCGUUGUAAUCCCAGCAGGCCACACAAGACCCGACCUUCGCCAACUGCACCAGGGCCUCAAGGAGCGUUUACACCAACCCAAAUGGCCCGCUCUCUUGGUUUAUAUGAAUGGCAUUCCUAGAUCAGGGAAUAAACUGCGGCGCAUCGGCCUAAGCCAACGACUGGGGUUGGAGACAUUGACCGACCAAGUUCCCGCAGCCGAACGGCACUACGAGGCACUGUGCCCGCCGGUGGAUACGCCUGUCAGCGAGCCCAUUGCUCGAACGCGAUGCGCGAUAGAUUUUCCUCUGGUCAAGACAUAUAUCACACAGGCUUCUGGUCUGUUUAACCUAAUACUGCGAACGCACGCCGACGGAUACCCGCGAGCCAUCCUCUUCCGAGACGGGACCGGAGGAGUGUCGCCCGAGGAGGUCCUCACCCGUCUCUCCCAUCUCAUGCAUGGUUAUCUCAUCCCCAGCAGGCUGGAAAUACUGGAUGGCCCCAUUCCGCGGGACACCCAUGGGCUGAUUGACGAAGCUGCUGUGCAAGCCACGCUGCGCGCCUUGCAUGCAACAGCCACGUCGCCGACGCAGCAGCGGGUAUCUGAUCUUUUCGCGACCGCACUCAGGCGUGCCCCGGAAGAUGUGACGCCUGCGACCGACUUUUUCGAGUCCGGCGGGGACAGUAUGAGCGCGGGCCAGCUUAUUUCCAAGAUCCGACAGGAGUUCCGGGUGCCUGUUGCUGGGGAUGUUCUGUUCCAGCACAGUACCGUGGGCGCUAUUACGGCCACCAUUGAGGCGGCAAUUGCUGACACCAAGAUACGUAAGAGCAGAAAGCAGGAUCUUCCAGGAUGUCGAGAGACAUAUAGCUCCACCCAGCGGUGGGUGUUAUUAUUGAAUUUGGUGCCCUCCGUCAUCCUCUACCCAAUGCUGCAGGCCCUGCGUUGGACAUUUCUGGUGUAUAUGCUCUCCGGGGUCUCGACGCGGUUUCCACUGCGCCCGAAUCUCUUUGGACGGUUGCUUGGCCUCAUACUGAUGCGACUGACUGUUCAACUAGCGAUGGAGAUAAUCUCCCCAAUCAUAGGGAUCUCACUGAAAUGGCUCGUUGUUGGUAGAUACCGCGCAGGAAUGUAUCCAAUGUGGGGACCGUACCAUAUGCGGUGGUGGUUGGCACAGAAAGCACUCCAAGUGUGCGGCAAGGGGGUGUUUGACCGCUUUGACUUCAGCCGCAUCUGGUACUACCGAGCUCUGGGAGCACACAUUGGACGUAAUGUCUACAUCGACGAAUUCACGGGCCUUGGGGAGUACGACCUCCUUCACAUCGGCGACAAUGUAGUACUAGAGCACUGUAUCUGCCGUCCGUUUGCGAGUGAGCGGAACACCUCGAUGUUGCUCCAACCCAUCUCCAUUGGAGCCAGCUCCUACAUCGGCCUUAGGUCGACCGUGGUGCCUGGGACUACGCUGCCCCCAGGAACGUUUAUCGGCGCCAACUCAUCCACCUGGGAGAUUGACGAUGCCGAUGAAUCCAACCGCGACCAAUCUUCUGCCAAGGCGCUGCAGCCCCACUGGAUCUGGCACAUCUUGGUUGUGGGAUGGCUGGAGAUCGUCGUCCGCUUCGUAUCGGAACUACCGCGGAUCGCAGGACUACUCCCCAUCGUGAGUCGCUAUCCAACGGUCGCGGACGACCAAUUGCGACACACUAUCUCUUGGCUCACCAGCCGUACUCGGAUCGGCUACUUCCUUCUCAUGCGGGUCUACUCCGCUCUUGCCGGACCUUUGACGUGGUUCCUAGCCGUGCUGGUCGUGAAGCGUGGACUGGAUGCAUGCUGUGGCCGGCCCCUUCGAGGCCCUAUGAACCAAUUGUCCCCUGCUCAGAAGGUACGACAUGCAGCUCUCGACGCAAUUGUUCCACAAGGGGAUAUUUCCCGCCUGGCGCGGCUCGUGGGACCAAACUACGAGCUGGUCUCAGUGGCGGUGCGGAUGCUGGGUGGGCGGGUGGGAAAACGCGUAUACUGGCCACGCACGAAGUUGAAUCUAAUCCCUGAUUUUGACCAGUUAGACAUUGGCAACGACGUGGUUUUCGGGUCCCGGUCCUUCCUGGUCACAGCGGAUGGAAUGGGGAGAGAACCUAUUGUCAUCGGGGAUGGCACCAUGCUGGGGGACCGAUCCGUGGUGUUUCCGGGAGUCACCAUUGGGACGUGCGCGAUGGUGGGCUCAGGGGCAUUGUUGCGGCGGAACGGCUUCUAUCCAGAUGACAGCGUCUGGACUGGUAGCAAGCAUGGUGAUGCCAUUCGCUUCCCUCAACUCAAGGGAAAGAGAGAUGCUGCUAAAGAUCCCGACGGAAAGCGCGACACGACAAAGCCGUUUGGACGCGCCUUGUACCAGGGGAAGGCGAACUACCAUGUGCUAGGUCUGGGACCCAUUGUCGGGUUCUCCAGCUUCAUGGUCGCCUUCACCGCGGUAUAUCCCAUGGCGGUGCCGCUGGCGGCAUUGUUGGUGGUGAACCGUCUUCUCCCAAUGGAACUGAUGGCAUUUGGUAUGCGAUGGUGGCGUCCGUUCGCCGUGUACGGCGUACUAGCUGCAGUGAUGGCGGCAGUGACGCUAGUUCAAGCGGUGGUGUCGUUGGGGAUUGUCAUCGCCGUCAAGUGGAUACUCGUUGGACAGCGGACUGAAGGCUCAUACCCCUACGACUGUAGCAGUUAUUGCCAACGCUGGCAGAUUAUGCGCACUAUUGACAUCCUCCUUGAGGAGCCCUUUGGCGGGACGGGUAUCCUGUCGUUACUCACCGGAACAGCGUAUCUGAGCUGGUUUUACCGGGCCAUGGGGGCGAAGAUCGGGGCAGAUUGUGCGUUGAAUGCGAACGGUGAUCCACACAUCUUUUUCACAGAGCCGGACUUGGUGACGUUGGGAGAUAGAGUCACGGUGGAUGAUGCUAGUCUGGUGUGCCAUCUCAACACGCGGGGGGACUUCGAGUUGCAUACGCUGCGUGUGGGCGAUCGAAGUGUGAUGCGCACGGGGUCUCGAUUGUUGUCGGGGGCGUCGAUGGGGAAGGAUGCGUGUCUGCUGGAGCAUACGCUGGUGUUGUCGGGGGAUCAUGUUGAGGAUGGCACGACGUUGCAGGGCUGGCCGGCGGAGGAGUUUAGGGGGGAUCGACUACGACCGUAAGCUAUAUACAAUCUGCGCGGUGAGGAGUGCAUAUGUUACUUGCGAGCCGGUGGGAUUUGGGUUGGGGGUAAAUGGAAAGCUGUAAAUAUCCCUAGCAUUUAUCU